AUGGCCAACUCCGAGUUACCAUCGUCGGAUAUUUUUGGCGUCGAUGGUGACCAGGAUGCCAGUGGGAGUGGUGACAAAAAGAAGCAUCUCUUUUUGAAAGACAUCCGCGCAAUGUUGUACGGCUUUGGCGAUGUGGAAAAUCCUCUACCAGAAACGGUUGCUAUGGUUGAAGAGAUCGCGGUGCAAUACAUUCUCGACAUGACACGUAGAUCAAUGGAGAUUGGUCGAGUGGGCAAAAUAACGGUAGAGGACAUCGCCUACCUAGUGCGCUCUGAUCCACGAAAGUUUUCGCGGGCGAAGGAACUCCUCCUACUCAGUGAAGAACUCAACAAAGCCAAGAAGGCUUUUGACAAUGAUUUUUAG
Messenger RNA from Echinococcus granulosus, 363 nucleotides. RefSeq names its product Transcription initiation factor TFIID subunit. Gene Ontology annotation, molecular function: protein heterodimerization activity. Bases 1 to 363 code for a protein of 120 amino acids. The record is from RefSeq and is a predicted model, not a curated record. The transcript is spliced from 4 exons. NCBI's taxonomy places the organism in Eukaryota, Metazoa, Platyhelminthes, Cestoda, Cyclophyllidea, Taeniidae. Gene Ontology annotation, biological process: transcription by RNA polymerase II.